Zea mays is the source of this 1972-nucleotide messenger RNA. Its product is annotated as replication factor A protein 1. The transcript is spliced from 13 exons. NCBI's taxonomy places the organism in Eukaryota, Viridiplantae, Streptophyta, Magnoliopsida, Poales, Poaceae. Bases 355 to 1692 code for a protein of 445 amino acids. The record is from RefSeq and is a predicted model, not a curated record.
GGGCAACACAGUAUUGAAGCAAAACAAAUUCCUUUCCCAAAACCUCCUUUCCCCCACCCCUUCGCACAGGCGACGGACGACUCGGCUACCGCCGCUGCCGCUACGCCAGCUUCCCAGCGACUUCUGUAUCAAGGAGCAUUCAGAGGUCUGCUUGGAAUCUUCGGAGGUCAAAUUAGAUACGCUACAACUUCUGACCGGAGAAUAUAAUUUCCAGGAGAAACUGAGUUACAACAUAAAAAGGGUAAUGGUAUAAGUGCUGAAAUCCCAGGAAAUCUAGCUGAAGAGAAAGGAUCUAUCAUCGAAGAAAAUGAAAUAUAUGAGAUCAGUAGAUUCACAAUAUCUUCAGCAAGACAAAUGUUCAAACCUGUUCAUAUAGACAAAAUGAUCCACUUCACAUAUCACACAAUUAUUAAGGCAUCACUUGAUUCUCCGUCAACAUUUCCUAGAUAUGUCUAUCAUCUGACUCCAUUGCAUCAAAUCGAAUCCUAUAUUCAAAAGAAUGAAUACUUCCUUGAUGUGCUCGGAGUUAUCACUCAAGUGAGUGCAUUAAAACCAGUUCGGACACAGACCCGGGAAAGCUCAAAUGUCAUAAAAGAGAUCAUCAUAAAAGAUAUCAAUGAUGUCACAAUGAGACUAACCCUAUGGGCAGAACGAGCUAAAGCUUUUAAAUUAGAUGAUGUUUACAAUCCUCUAGAGCAAAAGCCAAUCGUCACACUCUUUGUAGGUUGUUUAGCCAAAAAUUUCCAAGGUGCAUACUUAAAUGGUGGAACAACAUGUAGAUGGUAUUUCAAUCCUGAUAUUAAGGAAGCCGCUCCUUAUUAUCAAAGGUUUGGAUCUCAAAAAGUAAAACUACAAAUACCAUCAGAGCAGGAACAACAACUAUCUGUUGCAAAAGAAACACAUGUAGAACACAAAACCUUGCAUGAGCUUCUUGCGUUGGAUCCAUAUGCAUUUCCGAAACAAGGAUAUGAAUGCACAGUUACAAUCAUAGAAGUACCUACAACAAAUCGUUGGUGGUUUCCAGCUUGCACCAAAUGCAGUCGAGCAUGUAGACCACAAGAUGGUGGUUACUAUUGCUCCUACUGUAAAUCAGAAGCGUACACACUAAGAUAUAAAUUAACAUUCAUGGGAUCAGAUGCAACAGCAACAGCGCAAAUGUUUUGCUUUGAUACUGUAGCACGACAUAUAGUUGGCAGACCAUGUGAAACGGUUCUGAAACAAGCCACUGAAGCAACACCAAUACCUCCAGAUCUAGCACAAAUAGUAUCCUUAAAGUUUACAUUUCGUGUUACAGCAUCAAACCAAACAUUCGCUCAACGAGAGAAGCAACCCACUGUGUUACAAAUAAAUUCUAUAGUUGUACAUGGAAGACAACACUAUCUACCAUCAGGAAUUCAAAACACCAUAGAUCAAGGUCCAUCAACACCAAACAAAGAAGCUACACUCAAAUUAUUAGAAGAAUCACCUUCUAUUGCUAUGGAAAGGUUAUCAACAAAAGUAUCCAAAGAUGUUGGCAGAAAACUCACAUAUUCAACACAGGACAAAGACAUCAUAGGGUCUCAAGUCUUGGAUGUAGCACAAGGAACUAAUGCAGAUAAGGGAAUCCCCACUGAUAAAGGCAAAGAGAUCGAACCUCAUCUUCAAUCUCCUCCAAAAAGGCACAAACAAGGACCGCUGACAAUCAAAGAGUAGACAAGACCAAGGCACCACCAAGAAUGAUAUGUGCAACCACAUGGAACUAAUUCAAAAAUGGCUACUGUCUUUAUUCUGUGCAAGCUAGCCACCCUUUUGCAACUUUAUAAAUGUAGUACUGACAUGCCACAAACAGUUCAUAUGGCUAGCUCAUUUUCCUUUUGAAUGACUGCCUUUUUUACAAAAGGCAUAAAUAUUGUAUAAUUAAUAUUCGGAUCACACUAAAUGCUUAAUGCUUUAAACAUUAUAUAUAUAUGCCAUCAAGGUCUGUCUUCCUCUC